Molecule: messenger RNA, 1728 nt
Organism: Epithele typhae
Lineage: Eukaryota; Fungi; Basidiomycota; Agaricomycetes; Polyporales; Epitheliaceae
Product: amidase signature enzyme
Exons: 14
Coding region: 1-1728 (575 amino acids)
Biological process (GO): fatty acid catabolic process
Molecular function (GO): amidase activity; fatty acid amide hydrolase activity
Source: RefSeq, a predicted model, not a curated record
AUGUGGCCCUUCUCCACCCCGGCCCACAUCCAGGUCGCCCGCCGGAAGCAGGCCGCCCGCGCAGACGCCCUCCGCGACACCACCCCCGCCGACCCGUUCUCACCCAAACUCGUCCACGAACGGUAUCUCUACGCGACAGCGUCCGAGAUCGUGCGCCAGAUCGCGAAGCGGGAGUGGACCGCGUCCGAGGUCCUCGAGGCCUACAUCGCCCGCGCCGCGCUCGCCCAGGAGCUCACCAACUGUCUCACCGAAGCGAUGUUCGGCGCCGCGCGAAAACAUGCGAAGGCCCUCGACGCCGAGUUCGCGAGCACGGGCAGGCUCCGCGGCCCGCUUCACGGCGUCCCCGUCAGCUUCAAGGACACCUACGACGUCAAAGGGCAGGACACCACGAUGGGCUAUUCAUCCCGGGCGGGCAAACCCUCGGCCGAGGAGUCGAUGGUGGUCGCGCUCGUCCGCAAGGCGGGCGGGAUCCCGCUCACGAAGACGAACGUGCCCCAGUGCAUCUUCUUCUUCGAGUGCUCGAACCCGGUCUGGGGUCGCUCCCUCAACCCCUACUCACGCUCGUACACCUGUGGGGGCACGAGCGGCGGCGAGGCCGCGCUGCUCGCCCUCGACGGUGCCGCCCUCGGCUGGGGCAGCGACAUCGGCGGCUCUCUCCGCAUCCCGGCCGCGUUCUGUGGGGUGUACUCGCUCAAGCCCGGCUUCGGCCGCGUGAGCAUGGCGGGCGCGGAAGGGAACUGGUCGGGCUUCGAGGGCAUCCGCACUGUCAAUGGGCCGAUGGGAAGAUCCGUCGACGACCUCGAGCUCGCCUCCCGCCUCGUCUUCGGGCAGGCCGCCCCCGGCGAGUCCUACCCCGCCCCGCUCCCGUUCCGGGACGUCGACCUGGCGCCACGCCUGCGCUUCGGCUUCUAUACCUCCGACGGGUUCGUGAGGCCGUCGCCGGCGAACCAGCGCGCGGUGCGGGAGGCGGUCGACGCGCUCCGGCGGGCGGGCCACGAGUGCGUGGAGGUGCGGGUGCCAGACAUUAAAGGGGUCAUGGAGAUCUUUAUGGGCAUCACCGCCGCGGACGGGUACAAGACGAUCUCAGCGGACCUGGGGCGGGACCCGAUUGACAACGGGGUCUCGUCGCUGCUGCUGGGCCCGUCGUUGUUCGGGUGGCUUCGCACCUCGAUUGCGUUCGUCCUCGAGCGAUGCAUGGGAGACCCGAUGCUCGCGAGCGUGGUGCGUGAGACGCGCUCGCGGCCAGUGCACGAGUUCCACAAGUGCGUGAAGCAACGAGACGAGUACACGGCGAGGUUCUAUCGCGAGGUCUGGGACAAGCACCAGCUCGAUGGCAUCAUAGCGCCCACGCUCGCCCUCCCCGCCCUCCCCCACAACUCCUGCCAGUACCUCGCGACGAUCGCCACCGCAUGCCUCCUCUACAACGUCGUCGACAGCCCCGUCGGCACGCUCCCCGUCUCGCGCGUCGACCCCGCCGUCGACCGCGCGCCCGCCGGCUACGACCCGGCGCACGCCGCGCCGGGCGGCUCGCCGCUCGUCGACAAGCUGCUCUACGGCCCGGGCGGCUUCUACGACGCGGACGCGAUGGCGGGCAUCCCCGUCGGCGUGCAGCUCGUCGGGCGCCGGUGGGAGGAGGAGCGCGUGCUCGGGAUGAUGCGCGUGCUCGACGCCGCGCUCGGCCCGCGCGACGUCGGCCGGCCGGGGUCGUGGACGGGGCAGGGCGCGUGA